AUGGGGCGCCCCUGGCAGCGCCCUUUGCCGCUGCUCCUCCUUCCGGCGCUGCUGCUAAGCCCGGGCGCCUCGGCAUGGGGAGGGUGGGCCCCUGCAGCGGCUGCCCCUAGGUUUGCGGUGGUGCCUGCGGCGCAGGCACGCGAGGGCCGAGGCCACCUGGACAGCCUGCAGCAGGGUGCUGGCACCGAGGGCUUCCUGGACCGCGUGCUGGGCACCAACUGCUUCUCGCAGGCGGUGGCACAGCUCACCGCCGACUGCCGGCGCAUGGAGCAGGAGGCCAAGACGCGGCUGGCGCUCAGCCUCAUGAACUGCCAGCUGCAGGUGCAGCAGGCGCAGACGUACCCCUGCCACCGCCGCCACACCAUCAAGGAGUGCACCGAGGGGCUGUCCGACCGCGCACAUGCACUCUUUGUGGAGUUCCUCACACACGCCGACAGCAUGUGCCUGUACAUCCAGAACCAGAACUUUGAGCGGUACACAGAAAACAUGCUGGACAGGCUGGCGGAAGGGGCGGGGUACGCGCGGGACCAGCUGGCGCUGGUGGCGCGGACCACGGGGCAGCUGGGCAAGGACACGGCGGCCCUGCAGGCCAAGGCGGAGGCGGCGCUGGGUCUGCUGCACCAGCAGCAGGAGCUGGAAGAGGAGUCGCUGAGGAUGGCGAGGGAGGCGCGGGCGGAGUCGGCGGCUUUCUUCCAGAGCCUGGACGCCAAGCAGCAGCGCAACCUGGACCUGCAGGCGCGCGCCCCGGCUCCCUGGCUCGCACCUCCUCGCGCUUGCCGCCGGCGCCACUGCCGUUGCCACUGCUUCUCGUCCUCUGCGACAAGUCUGCCGCUGAACGAUGCGGCCAUCAAGCGGCAGCAGGCGCUGGAGGUGGGGCAGGCGGCCACGCUGCGGCUGCUGGAGGAGGCGGAGGGGCACAUGGGCGGCCUGUUUGAGCUGGUGGAGGGCCGCGCGGCGGACCUGGCGGCGGCGGCGGGGCGGCAGGCCGAGGCGCAGCGCCAGCUGGCGGGGGAGCUGGGCGGCCUGCUGGACAGCAGCCGCAGCAUACGGUCGGCAGUGGAUGUGGUCAUCGGCUACCAGCAGCGCUCCGACUCCGUGCUCAUGCGGCUGCUGGGACGGAGCUACCGGCUGGAGGAUGCGGCCUUCUACGCCGCCGGCCUGCUGGCAGCCAUGGCGGCGGGCACCAGCCCCGCCACCGCACGGGCCAAAGUGCCGGUGAUGGCGGUGAUGGGCGCGAGCCUGCUGGGUGAGCGCCUGCUGCUGGACCGCCUGCACCUCCUGCUGGACAUUGACGAGGCGGGCGAGAUUGUGAUGAGCCUGCCCCUGCCGGCCUGGCUGUCGCGGCUGCCCAGCAUGCCGGCCUCCCCACUGCGCCUCAACUUCAAGUGGACGGUGCGCUGGGCGGCAGUGGCGCUGGGCACGGUCAUUCUGCUCUUCUGCCUGCUCUCUUACCGCGACUUUGAGCGGGAGAGCUACAGGCUGCUGCGCCAGCUGGAGGAGGACCAGCGGCGGCGGCACAACGAGUUCCUGUCCCUGAUCAGCAGGCAGAGGGUGGAGCUGGCGGCGAUGCUGGGGAGUGCAGGCACGGGCGCGCCGCGCGGCAGCGGCAAGGCAGCCCCUGGCGGCAAGCAGCCUGCGGCAGUCGCUGCUGCCGUCCACGGGAGCCAGGGUCGAGGGGCUCUGCCAUCGAUGCUGGAUGGAGGCGAGGCUGGUGGCGGCCAGCUGGUGCCAUCUGCGGCUGGCAGGGCAGCCCCGGUUGCCCGCGGCUGGCUGGAGGCAGUGGCAGAGGCCAGUGAUGAUGAUGAUGGUGAGGAGGAGGAGCAGGCGCAGCAGGGCAGGGGGGGCUUUGGCUACGGCAAGGCCCAGCUGGCUUCCGUGGCCCCUGCAGCCUGGGGCGCGUCACCGGGCGCUGUGGCCACGCCCGCCGGCAAGGCUGGCACAAAGGCGGCGGCUGGUGGCCGCCCAUACCAGCCACCCCCUGCACGCCAGGCAGCAGCCGUGCCGGCAUCCCGCAAGCGGGGGCCCAGCGGCGAUGUCGAGGCUGGUGCCGCGGCGGGCGGCGGCCCGGCCAAGCGCAGGGCAGCUGCUGGUCGGCGUGCCAGCCAGUCUGACGAUGCUGUCGAGGCAAUGGCGGUGGAUGAUGUGGGAGAGCGCAAUCAGCCGGCGCCAAAGGGCGCUGCAGAGCGGCGGCAGGGGCGAGGCAGGCGGGCCCGCAGAGGCUCGGCAGACGUGGCGGCAACUGGCGGGAGCAGUGGAGCCGCGCCCCUGCGGCGGGGGCCUGAGGGCGGCCGCACGAUGGCGGCCCCUGCUGGCGAGGUCACUGCGGCCCUGGAUGCCGGGGAGUUUGUGGAGACGGUGGCGGAGCAGACCAGCAAAGACAUCUUCUCCGUCUACGAGUGCCGCUCCGCGGCCGCGCGGCACGGCCACCCGCACCCCGGCGACAUCGCCGAGCCCUCCAGCCUGUCGGCCAUCCCGCUGCCGCCCUCGGACUACCCGCUGUGGGACGCGCUGGGCGGCGUGGCGGCCGCCGGCAAGCUGAGCUGCCUGCAGCUGGAGGGCGUGCUGUAUGCGUGCACCAAGCACCUCACCUGGCUGCCCUCGGGAGAGCGCUGCGGCUUCUUCAUCGGGGAUGGCGCGGGUGUGGGCAAGGGGCGGCAGAUCGGCGGCAUCAUACUGGACAACUACGCCCGUGGCAGGCGCAAGUCGGUCUGGGUGUCCACCAGCACAGACCUGUAUGCAGACGCCACCCGCGACCUGCGAGACCUGGGCUCACACAUCCAGGCAAGGCAUGGGGUCAUCCAGAAUGCGCAGGCGCUGGACAGGGCCAACAGCACUCCGCAGGAGGGCUGCCUGUUCCUCACCUACUCCACCCUCAUCAGCAACGUGAAGGGCAAGUCGCGGCUGCAGCAGGUGGUGGACUGGGUGGGGGGGGGCGCCUUUGAUGGGCCCAUCGUGCUGGAUGAGUGCCACAAAGCCAAGAACCACGUCCCCGGCAAGGAGAAGCAGAGCACCCGGGUGUCCACCUGCGUGCUGGAGCUGCAGGCGAUGCUGCCCCGCGCGCGCUUCGUCUACUGCUCCGCCACCGGCGUGUCGGAGGUGGGCAACCUGGGCUACAUGCAGCGGCUGGGUCUGUGGGGCCCUGGCGCCGCCUUCCCCUCCUUCCAGGCCUUUCUGGACAGCAUGAAGCGGCGGGGCAUCACCUUCCUGGAGCUGCUUUCCAUGGAGCUCAAGGGGGACGGCCUGUACGUCAGCCGUGGCCUGUCCUUCAGGGAGGCCGAGUUUAUUGAGCUGGAGUGCAGGCUGAGCAGCCAGCAGGUGGAGGCGUACGAUGCGGCGGCGCGGCUGUGGCAGGACCUGCGCCACGCGCUGGUGCAGGCCGUGGCGGCCACGUGCAGCGACAAGGAUGUGUGGAAGCCGUUCUGGGCGGCGCAGCAGCGCUUCUUCAAGCUGCUCUGUGAGCGGGCGCCCUGCCUUGGACACUGCGGCGUCAGCAUGAAGGUUGGUGCGGUGGUGAGGGAGGCCAAGGCGGCACUGGAGGCGGGGUUUGCAGUGGUCAUCGGCCUGCAAAGCACGGGCGAGGCGGCGGCGGACGCGCUCAGCCUGCAGCCGGGCGACGUGUGCGGGUUCAUCUCCACCACCCGCCAGCUGCUCCUCAACUUUGUGGAGCAGCACUUCCCCACCACGCUGGCCCUGGAGGAGCAGCAGCAGCAGCAGCAGCAGGAGCAGGGGGGCUGGGAGGAGGGCGGGCAGGGCGGCAGCGGCCCGCCGUCGGGGCGGCAGCAGUCGGCGGCGGCGGCGGCGGCGCAGCGGGCGGGCGAGGAGGAUCCCACCAGCGUGGAGCUCAAGGCCGGCAUGCUGGAGCGCAUAGCGGCCCUGGACCUGCCCCCAAACUUCUUGGACCAGCUGGUGGACGAGCUGGGCGGCCCUCAGCGCGUGGCGGAGAUGACGGGGCGCAAGGCGCGGGUGGUGCGGGAUGGGCGGGGGCGGGGCGUGUACACGCUGCGCGCCAGGCCGGACAGCAGCGAGAUGGACAGCCUGAACAUACGGGAGAAGCAGGAGUUCAUGGAGGGGCGCAAGCUGGUAGCCAUCGUCAGCGACGCCGCCUCCACCGGCAUCUCGCUGCACGCCUCGGCGGCCUCCAGGAACCAGCGGCGGCGGGUGCACCUAACCAUAGAGCUGCCCUGGUCGGCAGACAAGGCUAUCCAGCAGCUGGGCCGCUCCCACCGCUCCAACCAGGCCUCCGCACCCAUCUAUAAACUGGUCUUCACGUCUGUGGGCGGCGAGCGUCGCUUUGCGGCGGCGGUGGCGCGCCGGCUGCAGAGCCUGGGCGCCCUGACGCGCGGCGACCGCCGCGCCGCCAGCGGCCUCGACCUCUCGGAGCUCAACUUCGACUCGCCGCUGGGGCGCAAGAGCCUGCGCAAGAUGUACGACUUUUUGGUGCUGGAGUCGCCGCUGCUGCCGCCGGGGGUCAGCCUGGGUCCCAUCCUGGAGGGGCUGCCGGCGGAGGAGGUGGAGGGGUUUUUGCCGGUACCGGAGGACGGGCGCGUCACUGCGGCAGCCAUGGUCGCCGCCAUCCAGCGCCUGCAUGCCCGGCUGCGGGCGUGCGUGGACCUGAUGGGCAUCGGUCUGGCCAGCCCGCGUGGCGACACGGUGGCAGAGGACACGGCGGCGGCGGGUGCGGCCGGCGGCAAGGAAGUGGGGGACGUGAGGCGCUUCCUCAACCGCCUGCUGGGGCUGGCCGUGUGGCGCCAGAACCUGCUGUUCAACUACUUCCAGGCCACGCUGGGGGCGGAGAUACGGGCGGCCAAGGCGGAGGGCAAGUACUUUGAGGGCGUGAGCGACCUGCCUGGCCAGGACAUCGCGCGGAGCGGGGAGCCGCAGGAGCUGUGGGUGGACCCGCUGACCGGCCUGCCCACGCUGCGCCACGACCUGACCAUAGACAGGGGCAUGAGCUUCCAGGCAGCUGCCGCGCGCCUGCGGCAUGAGCGCUCGGCACAGGGUGAUGCCGGCCCCAACAGCCCUUCAAACACGUACAUGUGGGGCCUGUUCCUCUACUCCCUCAGCACCAUUGCCGGCGCCUCCACCUCUGUCAUCGUGAAGCUGCUGGGCGGCGUCGGCGGCAUGCCCGCCAUGCAGCUCGUGCUCGUGCGCAGCUGCGUGCUGGUGGCAGUGUGCCUGCCGCACCUGCGCCACCCAGCCGCCCGCAAGCUGAUUGCCGAAAGGCACGACUUGCUGUUUGUGCGGGGAUGCCUGGGCUUCUGCUCGGUGGCGCUGAUCUACUGCGCCGUGCGGCUGCUGCCUCUGUCCGUGGCCAUAGCGCUGGCCUUCCUGGCGCCCGUGCUGGUGGCGGCGCUGUCGCCGCCGCUGCUGCACGAGCGGCCGCCCCGCAGCGUGCUGGCGGCGCUGGCCCUGGCGGCCGUGGGUGCGCUAGUGGUGGCGCACCCGCCCUCCCUGGGCAUGCUGCUGCCGGGCAGCGAGCUGCACCGCGCGGCGGACAGGCCCAGCGGGCUGGGCGUGGCGGCGGCGCUAGGCCACGCGGCGACGGCGGCGGGCGCCAAGAUCACUGUUCGCUCGCUGGGCAUCGGCACCACCAGCCGCCACGUGGCGGGCGUCAUCGUGCUGUCGGCCGGCCUGGUCAGCGCGCUGGGCGCGGGCCUGGUGUGCCUCCUGCAGCGCAGCUUCGUGCUGCCCGCGCAGGCGUCGCAGUGGUGGCUGCUGGCGGCGGUGGGCGUGGUCGGCUACCUGCACCAGCUGACGAUGACGGCGGGCCUGCAGCGCGUGCCCGUCUCCACCGCCUCCUCCCUCACCUACCUCAGCAUUGUGUGGAGCCUGGCCGCCGACUACUUUUUGUUUCACCACCCGCCCGCCGGCAGCAGCAUGCUGGGCGCUGCCGCCAUCGUGUGCGGCGGCCUGAUGGUGGCCAUGUGGCGCAUGCACACCGGCUUUGAUGCCGGCAGCGGCGGCGGCGCCAGCAUGACGCAGAGGGAGCAGCUGGCGAUCCUGCGCAUGUAG
This is a messenger RNA of Chlorella variabilis, 6012 nucleotides long. RefSeq lists its product as hypothetical. The record is from RefSeq and is a predicted model, not a curated record. Gene Ontology annotation, biological process: regulation of DNA-templated transcription. NCBI's taxonomy places the organism in Eukaryota, Viridiplantae, Chlorophyta, Trebouxiophyceae, Chlorellales, Chlorellaceae. Gene Ontology annotation, molecular function: chromatin DNA binding; histone binding. The transcript has 32 exons. The coding region runs from base 1 to 6012 and encodes 2003 amino acids. Gene Ontology annotation, cellular component: nucleus; membrane.